Cynara cardunculus var. scolymus (artichoke) is the source of this 2554-nucleotide messenger RNA. RefSeq lists its product as uncharacterized. The coding region runs from base 1 to 2520 and encodes 839 amino acids. The record is from RefSeq and is a predicted model, not a curated record. NCBI's taxonomy places the organism in Eukaryota, Viridiplantae, Streptophyta, Magnoliopsida, Asterales, Asteraceae. The transcript has 2 exons.
AUGAAUCAAACAACAUCCAUGGAAAGCCAAGGAAGUGUUCAUCUCCCCAUGGAUGAGCUUUCGCUCCAUUUCACUCGAACCCACAGGAAGAACACCACCAUUUUCGAACCACAAAGCAGCAUGGAUACAGCCCACAGCAGCAACACGACACCAUUUUCCGGUCAACAAGUGGUGGCCGGCGCCAGGGCACCCGAGAAGAAACUCACUCUCUUCGCCCUCCGCCUUGCUAUUCUGGAGAAAGCAGCCACCGGGCUAGGAACCCUAGGCUUCAUCUGGGCCACCGUGGUUCUGUUAGGUGGCUUCGCCAUAACAAUCGACAAAAUUGAUUUCUGGUUAGUGACCGUUAUUUUAUUGAUUGAAAGCACUAGGAUCUUUAGCCGGAGUCAUGAACUUGAAUGGCAGCACCAGGCCACCUGGUCACUAGCCGACCCUGGAGUCAGUAGUUUUCGAGCGAUAAGGUCUAGCUCACACGUGGUUCUCAAGGCGGUUAAAACAGUGGCUCAGCCACUUUCUGGGACGUCCGUUGGAAGUAGUGGGAAGAUUAACGAGAGUCCACGGAUGAUAAACUGUACAACCUACUGGGAGAGGAAAAAAGCACCAUCUCGGACUUGGACGACUUCUGAUGUUCCUAUUCUUCCAUAUGGCAAAUCGGUUUUCGUUUCUAGCAAUAUCAGUAAGCUUCUUUAUUGGCUACAACUAGCAUCUGCGACGGUUUGCGUGUUUCUUUCGGUCACGAGACUCGUAAAUCACAACUUUGGAGACGUUCAUAAAGGAGAUAGCGAAAAAUUGAAUCGAAAAUCGGCUCUAACCAUCUUCUAUGGAUUGGCGUUGGCUGAGGCUUUGUUGUUUCUUUUGGAGAAAACGUAUUGGGAGUGGAAUGUGAUCUACAAGAAGAUGUUAGAGAAGGCGAACGAUGAGUUGGAACUUGGAUGCACGGGAAUGGUUUCAGUUCGGAGGUUUUUCUACGAUGCCUAUUCUAAAUGUGUUAAUAGAAGCAUCUUUGAUGGAUUGAAAAUGGAUAUGGUUUCUUUCGCUAUGGAACUCUUGAACUCGGAUUCAUCGGAUGAGCAACUCAUUGGGGUUCGAAUCUUUGAGCGAUUCACAACAAAUCCACGGUUUUCUGAAGAUACCCUUCAGAAGAUCGGAAUCACGAUAUCAGUGAUAGAACGGUUGGUCGAAAUGCUUAACUGGAAAGACCCACAAGAAGAGGAGAUUCGGAAUUCAGCAGCAAAGAUCUUGGCGAAACUUGUUGGGAAGAAGCAAAAUGCUCUUCGGGUUGCCGGAAUUCCAGGUGCAAUGGAAUCGAUAUCUUCAUUGUUGCAUGUUAACAGAAAUUCUGGUGCUAUUAUAUGCGGUGAAGUAUGUAAAAAGCAAAUCAUCGUAGAUCAAGAAAAUUAUGGGUUUUGGGCAUUCAAUCAAUUAGGUCUUUUGAUUCUAAAGAAACUUGCUCGUGAUCAUGAUAACUGUGGAAAGAUUGGAAACACAAGAGGUCUUCUAACAAAAAUCAUCGAUUUCACACACGCAGACGAACGAUUAUUAACAAACGAAAGGGUCACAGAAUCUCAGAUUUCGACUGUGAAAAGAUCGUUACAAGUGGUGAAGAUGUUAGUGAGUUCAACCGGCGUUACUGGUGAACAGCUUCGAACCGAGAUAUCUGAGGUGGUGUUCACAAUAAGCUACAUCCGAGAUAUAUUAAGGUAUGGCGAGAAACACCCAAGCCUACAGAAACUUGGCAUCGAUAUCUUAACGAGUUUGGCACUAGAGAAUGAUGCGACAGAACGGAUCGGAGGCACCGGAGGAGUUUUAAAGGAAUUAUUCAACAUUUUCUUUAGAGAAGAAAUGCUUGAAAACCAUAAUCAUGUAAGAAUUGCAGCCGGAGAAGCACUUGGAAUGCUGGCAUUCGAAAGCACACAAAACUGUCAUCGGAUCUUGAAACUGAACGUUAUUCAGAAGCUUAACGACGCUUUGGACAAUCCGUUGCUUCGCGUAAAUGCUGCAAGAAUUCUAAGAAAUUUGUGCAUUUACAGUGAAACAGGUUCCUUUAAACAGCUAAGAGCCAUAAUCACAGCUGCACCAACUGUACUCAAGGAAAUCAUGACAAAUGACUUUAAGUUACAAGAAGUGAUGGUGGGACUAGCAGCACAUAUGUUCAAAUUUAUGACAUCUGAAGAAACAAAGGCCAUGUUUGAAAGAAGUGGGAUUCUGGAUGGUGAAUUAGCCAUGGUGCUAGUGGAAACCUUGAAGAAGCAUCCACACCCACAAACUAGGACUCCAAGAAUAAGGAGAUACGUGAUAGAAUUAGCGAUCUGGAUGAUGAAAGAUAAAAGAAGAAACAUUCAGACAUUCAAGAAUCUGGGAAUGAUGGAAGAAUUGGAAGGUGUUACAGAGACUACAUCUGAAUUAGAAAGCUUUAAUAUCUUCUGUGGUGCAAUUGGAUUGAGUAGAUAUAAGAUAGCAAUUCAUUCAUUAGUUGAGACAGCAAUGAAUUUGAUGGCUGAUGAAUAUAUUCACAGUGAAUAACACAUAAUCUACUGCAUGAUUUAGAUCUAUAUGU